GUCCCUUCGGUCACAGGACCUUGGCUGACCUCCGUGUACCGCCAGGAAGCCACGCCCCAGGUCGCCUCCUUGACCCCGCCCAUCUACGCGCCCACUCUCCCCGCCCACCAGGUGACCCGAACGCAGAUCUUAGCUUCAGGAGCUUUCUCAACGCUGUCGGUGGGCGUGGUAUCUGGCAAUGCUGACGCGCAAUUGGACGACGAUGUGAACGUAGCUCCGCCUCCCCGCCCGGCUGCACUAAUCACAGUGACGGCUCACGAGGUGGCGCCGGCGGCCACGCGCCAGGCGCAGCUCCUGGCUUCUCUCAACCACGCGAAUGUGACCCAAAUGAUGGGCGUGGUGGUGGGCGGGCCGGUGGGCGUGACACUGGUUUUGGAAUACUACCCUGAUACCCAUCUGCCCGAGUACCUGCGCGCACGCUCGCUCGCCCCUGCCCAGGUUGAGGGCGGCCGCAACCUCGAUAGUCAGACCAUCAGCGUUUCCGGGCUGGUGGGCGUGGCCUCGCAGAUCGCCUCCGCCAUGCAGUAUUUGGAAUCUCGGCAUCUCGUCCACACCGACCUGGCCGCGAGGAACGUGGUGAUGGCGGAGGGCGUGGCCAAGGUGACGCAGGUGGGAUCUGCCCUCCCUCGCUACUCGCAGGACUAUUGGCGCUCCCCCGACGGCAGGGGACCCGCGCCCCUACGCUGGAUCAGCCCCGAGGCUCUGUGUCAGGGGAGCUUCACGCAGGCGAGCGACACCUGGGCCUUCGGCGUGACCCUGUGGGAGGUUCUGACGCUGUCCCGCCGCCGCCCACACCACCACCUGUCCGAGGACCUGCUCUUCCACGCCCUCGUCUCCACACACAACGCCGCCUCCACGUUAUCCACCUCCUCCACACUCGGCCGCGCGGACACGUACGCCAAACCACAGGUCGUCCUGAGUGCCCCCGCGUGGUGCCCCAGACAGGUCCAGGAGCUGAUGACGGCCUGUUGGCACCCACUGCCCGCCCACAGACCUUCCUUCAGCGCCAUUUACGCCACGCUGGCCGCCUACGCCCACGCCCAUAAGUGAAGACCACGGGGAGGCCGGGAAAGUGUUUUUUCCCGCCGAAGACAAGAUGGCGUCGAAGAAGGAGACAUUUUCCCGCCAAAAUAAAAUGGCGUCGGGGGGGAAGUGUGCGCAAAGUCCCCCCCCCCCCUCCCCAUUCUAAGGGAAAUGAGGAAAUUGAAAGUGAUGUUAUGUACGGCGUCGGAGUGGCGGUGAUGUGGUAAAAAAAGAAAAAAAAAAGGAUAAACGGAAGGAAAACUUGAUCGAUACGGUGAAAAAUUAUAAUUCGUGUGAGAUGUGUUUUAUGAUAUUGUCAUUAUCCCUUUCUGUAUGUUUAAUCCUAAUGGUUUAUGUUUUUGUGUAUAUGCGUGACAAACAAACAAGGGGAGAGAGAGAGAGAGAGAGAGAGAGAGAGAGAGAGAGAGAGAGAGAGAGAGAGAGAGAGAGAGAGAGAGAGAGAGAGAGAGAGAGAGAGAGAGAUGACCUUUUAAUGCUUUGAUAAGCAAGCAAAUAGUCAACUGGGAUAUACAUUUCCUGUUAAAGUCAGCUUUUUUUUAUAAUUCCAUAAUUUCCUUAAGCUCUUCAUUUGCUAUAAGAGCAAAAGACUCUAUUCAUAGUGAGUGAUAUGUAAAUGUUUCUGACAGACACACAAAGGAACAAAAAAAUAACAUAGAUGUAAAAUUAGUUUACGUCAUACCCCUAUUUAUAGAAAGUGAACGAACGAUUUGGUUGCCGAAGCCGAAGCCAGCGGACUGACGCGACAAAUGGACGCGUUCUUCGCCCGGCAGAGAACGAGCGUAUUGUCUGUUCAAGUUUCCAGGGACAGUGCUGGUCUCUUGUGCACAAUGAAAGCAUAUCAUAAACGGGCGGAAGGAACCCCGUUCAACAUAUCAUUUCCCGGAGAAGUCACGUGAGCGUUAAGAGAGAGAGAGAGAGAGAGAGAGAGAGAAAGAGAGAGAUUUAAAACCCCGAAGAAUUUUUCAUUUCGUCGAGAGCGGCUCCGAUUCCGGUCGCUCCGACUUCGUAGUUCUUUGUCGGUAUGAAAUCAAUAUUAAGAACGUCUUAUCAUUAGCACCUUUAUUAUGUACCUGGAUGGUAGUUUGUAAGAGGAAAUAGGAGGGUGGCAAGAAAUCGGCGCCGAUUUUGCCCUUUUCCGAGACUACUUAUUAUAACUUGGCUGAUGAGUGCUAAACUUAGCAGAAUCGGGGGUUUAUAUAAUUUGUUCAAUUUUGAUUUAUCGAUGCUAUAGGUUGAAUCGCAACAUAGAUUAUGUAAAAUAAGAAACAAGAGAGAGAGAAAAAAAAGUAAAUACAGAUCGCUAUAACCUGCUAUCAAAAAAUGAAAAAAAGAAAAAAAAUAUAUCGUUAAUAAUAAAUAUUUAAGAUCGCUAGAAAAGAUUGCUAAAUUUAGCAUCAUCAGCUAAGACAAGUGUCAGGUUAACUAACGAUGAGGAAACUUGCACUUAACCAUAUCACAUAUAGCGUGCAUUAUCUGUUUCUGGAUGUAUAUGUUGCAGAGUUUAGUUUAAUUAACCAUAUCUAGUCAAAUUUCCAUAUUGCAUGAGUGCAGGUGGCAACCAGUAUUGUUUGUUUUUUUUAAUUGAGAAAGAAUUACUUCCUCUUUGCGUUUCAGGUGUUUUACCAAUAGAUGUAUUAAUUUUGUAAAUACAAAUAAGAAUUUUUUUUUGUAUAUAAUGAGUCUUCCGUGUUUAGGGUACUGAAUAACAAUAAUAUUCAAGUAUUUAACGAAAAAAAAAGAUUAAAACAUUUUCAAAAACUAUUAUCUUAAGGUUUCAUUAAUGGUUUAAUAACACGUAGUGGUAAAUUUAGUGAUUGUACGUGGGGUCAUAGGCCUGUAUCUUAGAUAAGGCACACAAAGAUAAUUUAAGAUAAGGAUUAUUUUUGUCAACUCGUGUGUAACAAGGUAUCGAUUGGCUGACGGAUCAGUCACUGUAUACCUUUUUUUUUUUUUCUUCCAGAGUGCCAAAAAAAAAUAUAUGGUUACUUGGCACUCGUCUGUAGAGGUGCCAAGGGCCAGACCACGUGACCUCACUCGAUACUUUUAAACGAACAUCGAAAUCA
This is a messenger RNA of Penaeus monodon (black tiger shrimp), 3107 nucleotides long. Its product is annotated as epithelial discoidin domain-containing receptor 1-like. NCBI's taxonomy places the organism in Eukaryota, Metazoa, Arthropoda, Malacostraca, Decapoda, Penaeidae. Gene Ontology annotation, molecular function: ATP binding; transmembrane receptor protein tyrosine kinase activity. Gene Ontology annotation, cellular component: signaling receptor complex. Gene Ontology annotation, biological process: cell surface receptor protein tyrosine kinase signaling pathway; positive regulation of kinase activity; multicellular organism development. The record is from RefSeq and is a predicted model, not a curated record.